AUGUAUUUCCGCAGUCUGUUCUUGUCCCUGUUCCUGGUUCUGGCUGUGAGCCUCGCCUUGGUCCAGGCCGAAGAUGCAAAGGAACCCCGUGGUCCAAAGGUCACACACAAGGUCUACUUUGAUAUUCAACAUGGAGACGAGUCACUCGGUCGCAUCGUUUUCGGACUUUACGGAAAGACCGUCCCUUUGACUGCCGAAAACUUCCGGGCUUUGGCCACUGGCGAGAAAGGCUUCGGUUAUGAGGGCUCGACCUUCCACCGUGUCAUCAAGGACUUCAUGAUUCAGGGUGGUGAUUUCACCAACCACGACGGCACUGGUGGCAAGUCCAUCUAUGGCAACAAGUUCAAGGACGAGAACUUCAAGCUUCGUCACACCAAGAAGGGUCUCCUGAGCAUGGCCAAUGCCGGCAAGGACACCAACGGCUCUCAGUUCUUCAUCACCACCGUUGUCACCUCUUGGCUUGACGGACGUCACGUUGUUUUCGGUGAAGUCCUCGAGGGCUACGAUAUCGUCGACAAGAUCCAGAACGUUCCCAAGGGUCGCGGUGAUAAGCCCGAGAAGCCUGUCACUAUUGCCAAGAGUGGUGAAUUGGAGAUGGAGAAAUCGGAAACCGAGGACAAAGAACUCGACGAACAGCCAACCCCGACCCCUACUCCCGAGGACUCACCAGCAAACGACCAGCUCUCCUUCUCUUUGCAACCCCUUUUGAUCUUCGUCGUGCUAGUCGCAAUUGUUGGAUUCUAUAUCAGCCGCCGUCGCAGCCAAACGCGACAGCAAGGUGAGAAGGAAUUCGACGCCUAG
Penicillium oxalicum is the source of this 801-nucleotide messenger RNA. Its product is annotated as peptidylprolyl isomerase. The transcript is spliced from 8 exons. NCBI's taxonomy places the organism in Eukaryota, Fungi, Ascomycota, Eurotiomycetes, Eurotiales, Aspergillaceae. Gene Ontology annotation, cellular component: fungal-type vacuole; endoplasmic reticulum. Gene Ontology annotation, molecular function: peptidyl-prolyl cis-trans isomerase activity. The coding region runs from base 1 to 801 and encodes 266 amino acids. The record is from RefSeq and is a predicted model, not a curated record. Gene Ontology annotation, biological process: protein folding; protein peptidyl-prolyl isomerization.